Messenger RNA from Chrysemys picta bellii (western painted turtle), 2718 nucleotides. RefSeq names its product peptidylprolyl isomerase G (gene PPIG). Lineage: Eukaryota; Metazoa; Chordata; Testudines; Emydidae. Gene Ontology annotation, molecular function: peptidyl-prolyl cis-trans isomerase activity. Gene Ontology annotation, biological process: protein peptidyl-prolyl isomerization; protein folding. The record is from RefSeq and is a predicted model, not a curated record.
UGAGGGGGCGGAGCCGCUCUGACGGCGGAAGGAGGCGGGGAGCGGCCCCCCUAACCACUGUGGGCUCCGAGCGGCCGAUUUGGCCGCCUCAGCACAACCGGGUCGGGGUUUACCGCGACCGUUGCACCCACCCCGCCGGUGCCCCGUCCGGUCACCGUCCACCCAACGCCGCCGCUGGGGUUCCUCGCUCCCGCCCUCCACUGACGCAGUCUGUGCCGCACCAGCUCCUAACAUGGCGGCGGCGAGGCAGUGAGGAGCGCGGGCAGCGAGCCGGGCCGCGAGCGGUCUUAAAACUUUUGAAGCCAUGGGAAUCAAGGUCCAGCGGCCACGUUGCUUUUUUGACAUAGCCAUCAACAAUGUACCUGCUGGAAGAGUGGUCUUUGAAUUGUUUUCUGAUGUGUGCCCAAAGACAUGUGAGAAUUUUCGCUGCCUUUGCACAGGUGAAAAAGGUACCGGAAAAUCGACCCAGAAGCCAUUGCAUUACAAAAGUUGUCUGUUUCACCGAGUUGUGAAAGAUUUUAUGAUCCAAGGAGGUGACUUCAGUGAAGGAAAUGGGAGAGGAGGAGAAUCCAUUUAUGGUGGUUUUUUUGAAGAUGAAAGCUUUGCUGUAAAGCACAACAAAGAAUUUCUUCUGUCAAUGGCCAACAGAGGGAAAGAUACAAACGGUUCACAGUUCUUUAUAACAACCAAGCCUACACCUCACCUAGAUGGACUUCAUGUUGUUUUUGGACAAGUCAUCUCAGGACAGGAAGUUGUGAGAGAGAUAGAAAACCAGAAAACAGAUGCAUCUAGUAAACCAUAUGCUGAAGUACGAAUACUGAGUUGUGGAGAGUUGAUUCCAAAAUCCAAAGCCAAGAAAGAAGAGAGAAAAAGACACAAGUCCUCCUCCUCAUCCAGUGAUUCAGAAAGUUCAAGUGAUUCAAAAUCUUCCUCUGAUUCAUCAUCUGAUUCUGAAAGUGCUUCUGAAGAGAAACCUAAGAAGAGAAAAAAGAAACACAAGAAAAAUUCUAGAAAACAUAAGAGAAAAAAAAAGAGAAAGAAAAGUAAGAAAAGCUCAUCCAGUGAAAGUGAAGAUGAAAACCCUGAAGCACAGCCAUUGUCUACUGUCCGUCCUGAAGAGAUCCCUCCUGUACCAGAAAACAGGUUCCUCAUGAGAAAAAGUCCUCCUAAAAUAGAUGAAAAAGAAAAAGAACGGAAGAGCAGAGAGAAGGAAAGAGAGAGUAAUCCAUCAAAUUCCCAGUCGUCAUACCAGAGAAGGCUUUUAGUGACCAGAUCUGGAAGGAAAAUAAAAGGAAGAGGACCAAGGCGCUAUCGGACGCCUUCCAGAUCCAGGUCAAGGGAUCGCUUCAGACGCAGUGAGACUCCUCCACAUUGGAGGCAGGAAAUGCAAAGAGCUCAAAGAAUGAGAGUUUCCAGUGGAGAAAGAUGGAUAAAGGGAGAUAAGGGUGAAGUAAAUGAAAACAAGAAAGAUGCUCAAAAAAGCCCUGGGAGAGGAAAGGAGAGAAAAGCAUCAGACCACAGACAAGUCUCUGAGAGCCCAAACAGAAGAGGGGAAAAGGAGAAGAAGACAAAAGACCACAAAUCCAGUAGUAAAGACAGGGAGACAAGGAGGAAUUCAGAAAAAGACGAUAAGCAUAAUAAAAGCAAGGCCAAGAAAAGAGCUAAAUCUAAAAGCCGGAGCAAAAGCAAAGAGAAAUCAAAGAGCAGAGAAAGAGACACUAAGUACAACAGACAUGAAGAAAAGAGAGUGAGAUCAAGAAGCAAAGAGAGGGAUCAUGAGAGAGGUAAAGACAAGCACCAUGAUUCUAGAGGGAGAGAUAAAGAAAGGAGCAGAAGUAAGGAGAGGUGUAAAAGUGCAGGAUCAAAAAGUAAUGAACAAGAUCACAGUAAAAGCAAAGACAGGGAGAAACAUGCAAAAUCGAGGAGCAAAGAACGUGAGCAGGCUAAAGGAAAACAUAGUUCCAAUAGUAAAGCAAGAGAACGAAGCAGAAGCAGAGACAAAGGGAAGAGAGGCAGAUCUAGAAGUAAAGACAGAGACCGGAGUAGAAGUAAAGAGCGUUCAAAAAAUGAAGAUAAAGAAGCAAAAAGAAAAGGAAGAUCAAGAAGUAGAGAGAGAAAAGGCACACCAGAAAAAUCUAAAGGAAAAGAGAAUAGGAGGAGGAGAGACUCAAGGAGCCGUGAAAGAGAAGAAAGUCAAAGCAGAAACAAAGAGAAGUAUCCUAACCGAGAAAGUAGAAGUUCACAUAAGAAAAAUGACUCUGAAAGCCAAAGGAAGAAGCGUUCAAAAAGCCGUGAAAGUAGUAGCCCUGAGACCAAUAAAGAUAAAAAGGCUAGUAGAGAUCAUCAGGAUAAAAGUCCAGACUCAAAGAGAAGACAAAGCAGUAAGGAUAGAGAAUUAAAAAAAUCAUCUACACACAGGAGUAGGGAAAAAGAGAAGAAUAGAGCCUCACUAGAAAAAGAAAUUAACCAAAAAUCAAAGAGUCAGGAAAGAGACCAUGCCCAUCGUAAGGAUAAAAAGUCUGAUCACGAAUCAAGUCCUGGAACAGAUGAAGACAGACGUGGAUGAGCUAUGGACUUAUUGUUUCCAUUCUGUCUCAAAGUUUGGGACAUUUUGGGGAACACCUUUUUUUUAAUGUGGACUUCAGUUUGGUCUUUUGAUAAUCUAAAACCUGGAUCAUUUGUACUGCUAAAGUUUUAAUAAACUUGAAAUGAGAAACA